AAGCGGCGAGGCGGAGGCCAAUCGGCGGUGGCGCGGCGGGCUCCCCGGCAAAAUGGCGGCGUUGGUGGGGUGGACGUGGCUGCACUGUCGUAACUCGUGCCAUGCCCGGUAGCCGGCGGAAGGGGUCCUGCCUCAAGCCCGCCGCCCUAAGGAGGCGGAGUGGCGGGGGCGAGGAGCAGGUCACCCGGCGGCGGCCGGCGGAGCCCUCCGCAGAGGACGCGGCUGCGGCCAGCGGCGCGGAAGGCUGUGCGGGCCCGAGCCUGCCCGCGGGUGAGGCGCCGUGCGCGCCCCAGCCGUCGCCGUCGCGGGAGGCGGCGGUGCGCGGCGCUGCAGAGUCAUGUUUGCAUAAAACACCAAUGAGAUCGUUGAGUAGGAAAUCCCGAAUACCUACUUUCAGCUCUCCUGUUAAUGAAACGGAUGUUCAGCAAGAAAUCUUUUGGGAUCCUCAUUCACCAAUUGCACACAGACUAGGCACUGGAAAAACCAAACAGUCGACCAGUAGAUGCGCAGUAGAAAUCUCAGACAUUGUUAAUCGCAUCGCUCCUCAGGAUGAAAAAGCAGGCUGUAAUGAAGACUCCCUUUUAGGGACAUGGAUUGGUGAGGAUGCUAUUCCCUGUACACCUGGAGUAGUAAAAGUGCGACCUAGGACAAAGUUAAGUUGUACAAGAGAUCUUAAAAUAAAAAAUCCUGAAGAGGAACUCAUGAAAUUGGCUAAGGAAUUUGAUAAAAAUCUCAUAGAGCUAGAUGCUGUUCAGGAACAAAAGAAGCUUGGUCAUGACGUCAUCCAGACUGCCUCAGAGUCUUUAAAUCAUUCCAAAGCUAAAGUAAAUAGGAAGAACCUGAAAUCGCUCAUUGGUGAAGUUUCUGAAACAGAUACCGUUCUCUCCCAGAAACCAGUUGGACAGAGCACCGGUAUCCCUGCUGCAGAUCCCUGUCAAUCUAGCAGUCAGAAAUCUAUAGACCUUGAGGCUGAAGUAGCCCUUCAUGCUCUUUUUGACUGCUCUACCCAGAAGUGUAGUGGACAGUUGAGCCAAGGACUAUCAGGUAUAUCUUUAAAUAAUAGUUUCCAUGAAAAUAAAAGCACCUUGGAGGAGGAACACCUUCCUGAGCAACGUAAAGACACCCAACCUUGUAAUUCAGAGGUAUAUAAAAACAAUACUCUAUGUACACUAGGAAGCGCAAACCAGACUUUUCCAAAAUUUGAUACUCACACACGGACCAAAAAACAUCCUUUGAAGCCUGAGUUGGUGGCUUCCAGUAAGCUUGAUGGAGCAGUUAAUGACGACUUUGAUGACUGGGAUUCAGAUUUUUUGGCAGAUGACUCUUUUGUGAUGCAAAUAACCCAAAAUCCUGAAUUGAUAAGUACUGAAGAAGCACCACCAAUUCCUACAAACCCAUCUGUGCAUGGUUUCAGUGAUGCUAGCAGAACUAACGAAAGAAGUAGCCGCAAUUCAGUUCCUUGUUUGGGGAGUGUACAUGAAUCUAACAGUUUGCAGUUUUCUGCUUUGAAACAUCCUAGUAAAAACACAAGAAAUGCUGUAAAAUCUCCUUUACAAAAGCCAUAUAAGACACAAAACUCAAAGACAGAGACCACAUCCUUUCAUGGCAAAAGUAACACUAAACCAGAUAAAAUAAAUCCUGUUUGGAAGAGUGCCCAAAAUAGUGAUUUGAACUAUAUAUCUGUUUCAUUGCAAUCUGAAGUGAAGAAUGGAAAUGAAACUAUCCAGCCUAAAAGUGCCUCUCUUCCUGUUUUUCCUUCAAGAUCGAAUCCUCAUAGACAAUGGUCUGGAAAACCUGGGAAUAACACACAUGGUAUUUUCUGUGAAUCAUCCAGUGUUUCUACAAAUAUGAAACCUAAGGAUCUAACUAAAGUGAUUAACCAAGCUCAUGCAGCUCACUUAAAUCAAGUUGAAAUACCAAAGAAGUGUUCUCUAUCAUUUGAUGACUGGAAUGAACCAAAAUUCUCUGAUGAAAUAUUAGAUAUGUUUUGUGAAUCCAACAGUCUAUGGGAUGCAAAUUGUGAGGAUGAUGAAUUGCUGUAUCAGGUGUGUGAUGAUAUAGAAAAGCAGACUCAGAGCCAGGAUGUUAAACAAGGAAAUGAAAGAGCUAAAACUAUACAAGGAAGCAGUAUUAAUUCCAGAUCAAAUAUUGAUAACAGCUUCCCAGCAUCUAAACAGGGACUAUCUGAUCUCUUGGCACAAAAAACAAAUGCAAAACAGGAUGCUUUCUCAAUAUGCGGUUCCUGUAGGAAUUUGCCAAAGGUUCCACAUGGGCUGGCCACAACAGGUCACAUACUGAGCUGUAAAAAUGUCUCAAGUCCUCAAACUGUGAUCUCAGGUACUUCCACGGAGUGUAAAUACACACUGUCUAAAAACUGUCAUGAAGCUGCUUCUGAAGAUGCUACAAAGACUGUUGCAGGAAAAUGGUACAGGUCAAAUUCUGUGCCAGCAGGAGAGACUGGUUCUGAAGUAAGUCCUGUUAAUGCAGUAAAUAUUUUUGGUAGCAAAACUCUAGACAGCCCAGAUCUUUUGUGUAAUAUGGGGAGGAAGCCAAGUAACAGUUCUGGUAACAAAACAUCACUUAUGCCUUCAAAGUUUAAGUUCCGAAAGACAAAUAAUUUUCAGGGUGCUCUUCAUGUAGGGUCUGAAAAGGCAGGAAGUCAUUCUGGCAUUGGGAUUACUCUGCAGGUUUUGGAAGGAAGCAAGAAUCAGGUGAAUGUGACUUUGCACAGCAAGCUUGACGAUAAGAAGUCACCUUUCAAGAGGCACCUUUCAGAGUCUUUUGCACUGCCAGCAUCAGGUAUUUGUCUUUAUUAAUAAAACCAGAAAAUGUUCUCAAGCGGAGAUUGAAAGAAAAAAACAAGAAGCUCUUGCACGAAGAAAAUCCAGAAUGCAGGCAUACGUUAAAGAUGCCUGAAUUUGGAGUUUGUCUAUUGAGUAAGUUUUGGGGAGGGAAAUACUGUAAUGCUAGAAGACACUUUUUAAAUCCUGUUCACAGCUACCGACAGCAAACUUUUCUUGUUUCUCAAUUUAAGACAAUCUUAACCUGCACUAAUACUCUGGUGGUAUUUAGUCUUGUUUAAAAACUAUCAGUUGUAAACGUGUAGUCCCAAACUACCUUCAGCACAGUGAAGAUUGUGCUGAGUUCACAUACUGUUAUGUGUUGAAAUUGAAUAGUUUGAAAAUCACCAGAGCACGAAAGCAUUUGUAUACACACCUAAAUAUAUGUCAAAAACAGACUGUAUGUUUUUCGGCUGUAUUUCUCCUAUUGCAAGUAUUUUAAUUUCUAAGACUCUCAAGUACAUUCAGACUAAGAAAACGUUUGUUCUCAGGUAGAAGAAAGUUUUUAAGUUCUUGUUUAAAGAAAAUACAAUCUAGAAAACACCCAACAUUGGAAAACUAAUGGAAAUGAGCAGGAAUUGGAAAGUGUGCUCAGUUUGUCUUCAUUACCUUAGGUAAGAACUGUACAUAGCAAAGGAAAAAUUUAAUGCAAAAGUUUCAUAAUGUGAAAAAGUGUCCUGCAAAUUAUGUUUAAAUUUUUUUUUUCUUUUUCAUUUUUUAAAUUCCCUUCAUGAAGAGUUAGGAAUACACCAGCUGACAAAAUUGGAUCACCUCUCUCUAAACUUGUGUUACCCAGCUAAUUAAAAAAGGUUGCCUAUGUCAUUUUACCAAACCUUGCGCAAUAUAUAAUACAUCAGAUGAAAUCUCAACAGCUGUGAAUCAGUUUAGCCUUAUGGGUUGUACAUAUUUUUCAAACUAAAGGCUGUUAAAACAUAAAAAUGCAAUGUCAUGUCAGCUUAACAGGGGCUGAUAGAAUUUUUUAUGUGAUAGAUGGGUGCAGAGCUCAAACUGCAAAAACUGCCUGUGGGUAAGCUGCAAGAUAUUUUUCAACUGAGAAAUGCUUAUAUGUAAACAUGUGACACUGAAAAGUGACUGUAAUUUUUCUUUGUAAAUAAAUAACUUUGAAAUGUACCAAAGGUUAGAGGAAGCUUUUGGUUUCUGUAGUAUGUGCCAUUUUUGUAACUGCUAAAAAUGUAAGUACUGUAUAUUUGUAAAGCAUCAUUAAACUUUUUUUAUGUUUUU
Messenger RNA from Neopsephotus bourkii (Bourke's parrot), 4082 nucleotides. RefSeq names its product ETAA1 activator of ATR kinase (gene ETAA1). The transcript has 6 exons. Lineage: Eukaryota; Metazoa; Chordata; Aves; Psittaciformes; Psittacidae. The coding region runs from base 102 to 2816 and encodes 904 amino acids. The record is from RefSeq and is a predicted model, not a curated record.